AUGGAGAAACAGCAGCAGCAGCAGCAGCAGCAGCAACAACAACAACAACAACAACAAAAAGAACCUUCCUUCAUACCAGUUCGUCGGGAUAAACGUAAUUUGGAACAAAAGCAUCGGGAUUUGGUCUCAAACCUUCAACGUAAUUACCGGCCAACCAGUCCGAAUGCAAAACCGAAACAAUCGGGAGAACAAUCCCUGCAUCCGGAAUGGUCAAAUGAGGUGAACAAAUGGAUUGAUUCCACGAACCGUCUAUGGUCCGAUGUGAUGCGCCGAAUGCGUCAAAAUGCGUUUGUGCUAGUGCCUGCACAAUCCAGCGAUUUGGAACCACUGUCUAUCAUCAAUACUGAUCCCGACUCAAUGGAUUAUUUGGAAGCCAUUUUGUCCUGUAUGGAUAACCAAACGAAUGCACUGCGCCGACAGAUGUCUCAACGUUCUCCUGUUCAACCGCAAUGUAUGCUCACAUACAACAAGCCAGAAGACGAACUGUUUGGUCCCAUUGUUCCACAAGGUGGCCUACAUGGUGGACCAUUGGGCUAUCUGAAAGACGCAUUCCAAAUGGGUGAGGACGGGAAGGUGAAAUUUCAUUUGCAGUUUGAUGUUCGCGGAUAUGAACCGGAACAUAUUCAAGUCAAAAUGGAAAAGCACUGGCUAACUGUGCAUGCAAAGAAGAGUGUGAAAACCGCGGAGAGGCGUAGUUCGAGUGAAUUUUGUCGAACGGUCUACGUGCCGGAUACGGUUGAUGAAGAUCACUUCGAGUGCCUGAUGACUGACGAUGGUGUUUUAAUUCUCGAAGCGCCGGUGAAACUGGACAAUUAUAAACAAAUCGAGUUUGAUCGUGAUUUACAACUCGGAAUCAAACCGAGUAAACCCGGUCCAGUCAUACGGGAGGGUGGCCCCACGAAGCGACUUCUGCACGUGGAAAUCCCUGUUGAGCCCGGUUAUAAAGCAGACGACCUAUCGGUACUUGUAGAUGCGAACCGGUUGCUAGUCACUGGGCGUCAUGAGGUGAAAGAGGACACAGAACAUUUCCAGGGCUCUUGUGUGCGACAGUUCACACGUUCAUAUUCGGUACCUGAGACGGUGGAUCCGUUGUCGAUGGCCACUGAGCUCCAUGGGAACACACUUGUGGUGGAAGCACCUUUGCUGAAGUCCAAAUAA
This is a messenger RNA of Echinostoma caproni, 1158 nucleotides long. The record is from the annotation of a GenBank genome assembly. Lineage: Eukaryota; Metazoa; Platyhelminthes; Trematoda; Plagiorchiida; Echinostomatidae.